Molecule: messenger RNA, 3551 nt
Organism: Populus nigra (black poplar)
Lineage: Eukaryota; Viridiplantae; Streptophyta; Magnoliopsida; Malpighiales; Salicaceae
Product: inactive leucine-rich repeat receptor-like serine/threonine-protein kinase At1g60630
Exons: 3
Coding region: 1201-3186 (661 amino acids)
Biological process (GO): protein phosphorylation
Molecular function (GO): protein binding; ATP binding; protein kinase activity
Source: RefSeq, a predicted model, not a curated record
UGUUCCUUUUCUCUUCUACUCAGCUGGCCUACCGCUCCCAUUUACACAUGCAUACGUACAUACAUACACUCACUCUUGAAUUAUUACACACCACACCAUUUACUUUUUUUGUGGAGUUGUUAUAAUUAAUAAGAACAGGCUACAAGAUAUUACAGGUAGAUCUAUAAGACAUCUGGGAGGGAGAGGGUUGGGUUUUCUUAGCUUUGUAUCAUUCAUUCAUAAUUUCGUGUUUUAUUGAUUUCCCAGCUGCUUCAUCUUCAUCACCUACCACAAAAAAAAAGUCUUUUUUUCUUUCACUUGUAACACACUUCUCUGAUUGCACUAGUACUGCUUGGUUUGAUUCUUGAGGCAAAGCAAGCAAAUGGGGUGGUUGCUUAUUGAAUUGGGUUUUGCAUUUCGAUGCUGAUGCACUAAAGUUUAGGUGAAAGAGGAGCUGAGGGAGUUCACGUUGGAUCUCAUCACCUCAAAGUUUCAACAUUUUUUUUAUUUUAAAUAACGGGGUUUUGGGUUUUGAGCAGCCCAAUAAAUUGAACAGAAAAGGAAUAAAGAUAAAAAUAGAUGCAUUAUUGUAAUUUUCCUCUGUUCAAUAAUGCCUUUUGGGAAUUAUAUUAUUCGUAGUUCCAGAAAUAAGAGAGGAAAGGAAGAUUUACUAUUUUCUAGUCUGCAAGUUCUGAGUUCAGCUCACGUGAAGGCUAAGCUGUUGUGUCCGUGAGUUUUGCAAGCAGUUCAAAGCAAAGAGUUGGAGAAACGAUGUCAAAUGGUCAGUCCCUGUGUCUUACUUUGAUUGAACCUCAGACUUAAAUUCACCAAUGAGGCGUUAUUUGGCCUUAAAUCCCCGUCUGAUCAACGGAAAAUGACAACUUCUCGGCGCAUCUUCGUUGAUGAAGAUGGUUUUUCAAGCUCGAGUCUUCUGGUGAUAUGCAGAUCUUGAAGAUUUGGUGUUUUAAAAGUGAUUUGUGUUGUGGUAUUUCCAAUUAAGAAGCGCCAAAAACAGGACUUGAAAGUGAUUUUGGCCUUCUGGGUCUUUGGAAAGAUUUUGCUACUAGGACUACUACAAGGCAAGCACAUCAAAGAUUCGGUGUUUUUGGAGGUUUUAAUAUCCUUCAGCUGUUUUUGGAAACAAAAACAAAAAAAAUUAACCCUCCAUUCUAUUUUAGAGUCGACUUUCAGAAAAAAAAAACAUUCAAUUCAAGGAUUAAGAUGGAACCUCUGGUUUCAAGGUACCCUUUUCUCUUCUCAUUGUUAUACUUCACUGUUGUUUCUCUUCUUUGUCCAGUUAGAUCAGGCGAUGCUGAGGCCCUGUUAGCCCUCAAAUCAGCCAUUGAUCCUUUAAACUCCCUCCCAUGGCAACAUGGAACCAAUGUGUGCAAAUGGCAAGGUGUCAAAGAAUGCAAGAAUGGAAGGGUCACAAAGCUUGUUGUAGAGUACCAAAACCAGAGUGGUACUCUGGAUGCCAAAAUCUUGAAUCAACUAGACCAACUUCGAGUCUUGAGUUUCAAAGGGAACUCACUUUCAGGCCAAAUCCCAAAUCUUUCUGGCCUUGUCAAUCUCAAAUCUCUCUUCCUCGACAGCAACAACUUCUCCGGUGAUUUCCCAGAUUCCAUUACAGGCCUACACCGUUUAAAAGUCAUAGUUUUAGCUCGAAACCAAAUCUCUGGUCCAAUCCCAGUGUCAAUCCUCAACCUCAGUCGUUUGUAUGCUCUUUACUUAGAAGAUAAUAACUUCACUGGAGCAAUUCCUCCUUUGAACCAAACCAGUCUAAGAUUCUUCAAUGUGUCUAACAAUAAACUCUCUGGUCAAAUUCCCGUGACCCCACCAUUGAUUAGGUUCAAUACACCCUCUUUCAUUGGCAAUCUCAAUCUUUGUGGUGUACAGAUUCAGAACCCUUGCAACAAUUUAAAUUUCGGACCAUCUUUAAGUCCAACCUAUCCAUCUUCAAAACCAACGUCCAAACGUAGCAAGACAAUCAAGAUUGUAGCAGCAACUGCCGGUGGGUUUGUGUUUCUUAUAACUUGUCUGCUUUUGGUAUGCUGUUUUUGUUUCAAGAAUGGCAACAAGAAAGAAGGGCCGUCAAUGGUAGAAGAGAGAAACAAAGGGAUUGUCGGGGUUGAAAGGGGAGGAGAAGCAUCAGGAGGUGCAGGUGGCAUGGAUGGUAAUAAUGGUGGAAGACAAGGGGGGUUUUCGUGGGAGAGUGAGGGUUUAGGGAGUUUGGUGUUCUUGGGUGCAGGGGAUCAGCAGAUGAGUUACAGCUUGGAGGAUUUAUUGAAGGCGUCAGCUGAGACUUUGGGGAGGGGUACUAUAGGGAGUACCUACAAAGCUGUGAUGGAGUCUGGGUUCAUCGUGACCGUUAAAAGGUUAAAAGAUGCAAGAUAUCCCAGGCUCGAGGAGUUUAGGAGACACAUGGACUUGCUUGGUAGGCUAAGGCAUCCCAGCUUAGUCCCACUCAGAGCUUAUUUCCAGGCUAAGGAGGAAAGGCUAAUUGUAUAUGAUUAUUUCCCCAACGGCAGUCUCUUUUCUCUCCUCCACGGAACUAGAACUUCAGGCGGUGGGAAGCCACUUCACUGGACUUCGUGUCUCAAAAUAGCUGAGGACUUGGCAACUGGACUGCUCUAUAUCCACCAGAACCCUGGGUUAACCCAUGGGAAUUUGAAAUCCUCCAAUGUCCUCUUAGGCCCUGAAUUUGAGUCCUGCCUUACUGACUAUGGUCUGACCAUGUUCCAAAAUCCAGACUCACUGGAGGAACCCAGUGCCACUUCUCUGUUCUACAGAGCCCCUGAGAUCCGAGAUGUACGAAAACCAUCCACCCAACCAGCUGAUGUCUACAGCUUUGGUGUACUCCUAUUGGAACUUCUUACUGGCAAGACUCCCUUCCAGGACCUUGUUCAAGAGCACGGUCCAGAUAUUCCUAGGUGGGUUCGGUCAGUACGCGAGGAAGAGACCGAGUCCGGAGAUGACCCUGCCUCGGGUAAUGAGGCUGCAGAGGAGAAACUCCAGGCUCUUGUAAACAUUGCAAUGGCUUGUGUCUCACUCACACCAGAUAACCGGCCGUCAAUGAGGGAUGUCUUUAGGAUGAUCAGAGAUGCAAGGGCAGAGGCUCGAGUUUCAUCUAAUAGCAGUGACCAUUCACCUGGAAGAUGGUCAGAUACCGUUCAGAGCUUGCCUAGAGAAGAACAUUUGAGCAUUUGAGCGGUUAGUAAACAUGGCGGCUUUAAUUUGGAAAAACAUGUAUUCUUGAAUCUUCAACUAGGCAUUUGUAGAGUACAAUCUUGUAAAGUUUCCCAUCUUCAAUAUUUGGUUUAGUUAGCUUGCGGCCAUAGAAGUUCUUAAGUUACAUAAUGUGCUAUUUGACAUUUGUUGAAGGGGUUGUUAAGGAUGGUGAUAGGAUAGUAAUUGUCCUGUUCAGCUGGGCAGAUUUUAUUCUCACUGUUUUCUGGGCCCUAUUCCCAUGGCCAUGAAAGGUUGUAUUUUGAAGAGCGAUUACUUCACUUUGACGAUAGAUACUGUUUGGUUACCACCUAAUUCUUUCUUGAAUGGAAUCACAAUUCACUCCA